Molecule: messenger RNA, 1995 nt
Organism: Dissoconium aciculare CBS 342.82
Lineage: Eukaryota; Fungi; Ascomycota; Dothideomycetes; Mycosphaerellales; Dissoconiaceae
Exons: 1
Coding region: 357-1604 (415 amino acids)
Molecular function (GO): protein binding
Source: RefSeq, a predicted model, not a curated record
AGGAUUCGCCGAUCAUUCGAGCUGUAGGGGAUGCCAAUUCAUCCGAAUUGCGUCGUUUACUCUACGAGGCGAGAUAUUAAUCGUGGGCCGAGACGCUCGCGAACGACGUACAUGUCGAUGUUGACCAGCCUUACUGGGAAACGUCGCUUUUGCGCGCAAUUCGCUGUCAAACAUUGAACAACGUUGAACUUCUGCUUCAAAACAGCGCAGACCCCAACGGCAUUGCUAUAGUAAACUAGCAGGACUACAGCUUCCGUUUCCGACGCGUAGCGAAGAAUCCAUCCAAUCUGGGACGUCCGUAUAUCGGAAUCGAGGCUGAUGAUGUGGGCGUACCGAGCACGCAAACGCUUCCACUCAUGGACAUCGAGAUGUCUCAGCGCAGAACGACACUUUCCCGAUUUUGGUGCGGACCGCGUCUUGUAGCUUUGAACGUCUCGGGACAUGGCGAAAGCCUUCACUCUUUGGUCUUGGCGGCAGGAACAACCAAAACUCUUCUGGACUGCUUGAUUGCUGCUGGUGCAGACAGCAGCUUUUGGAGAACGACGGCCGCCGUGGAAGCGUUGCCAGAGGAGCGCUUACCACCUUCCGCUCUUUGCGUCUCCAUGUCAUUCCAUCAGGCGAUUUCACUUGGAAAGAUAGCCAUGCUCAGGUCGUUGCAUGAACGUGAAUUCGACCCGUAUGCUCGCGCUUUGAUCGCUGGUUGUCAAGCAUUUUUGCCAUUGCAGCACGCCGUCAGGAUCGGCAAUCUCGAAGCAUGCAAGACCCUUCGCGAAUUUCCGUCACUUGACACCUCGCUACUGACGCCAGCUUACAGGAUUCAUGUCCUUCGUUUAGCGAUAGCACAACUGGAUGUCGAAAUGCUCACCUUGCUCGGAGUACCACUCUGUGCUGCACCACCGACAGCCCUGGGCCAUACACUCGGGCAUGUCCCAUGUAUGCCGCUAAGCAUGGUACAUGUACAGUCCUUUGCGCCCAAAGUCCGUCAAUCGAUUCACGAUGUGCGCCGCUUGAACUCGGGAGAUCGGGCACAGGAUCAGCUAGAUGUCGAUACGCUUUUUAGCCAGGACCGUGCCCCGCAGCCACUCCGAACCGAUACCCCCGAAUGUGACGGCCCAGGCGAUACUGUCGUGAAUGGGCACCAGGAAAGUGUCUUAUCCUUGAGCAGACGUCUCGGUAGCGAUGCAAGUCGAUACAACUUUGAGGUGCCGGAUGUGGAUUUCUUCGAUGCACAAGUGACCAUCAUGAAGAUGCUCGUGGAAGAUUCGGGCAUAGAGAUCGCAUGCACUCAGGAUUGGCUCGGCAAUACACCAUUACAUUUUCUCGCUUCCGGAAGACUAGUCAACGACAACUUAAUUGCCUGGCUCCGAAAGCAUCCCGAGGCCGAUGACCGCUGGAAAAACACAAAGAACGAGUUCGGCCACCGUCCGAAAGAGCUCUGGCUCGGCGAUAUCACUGUUGUUGAGCCUGGCAUUGCGCCACAGCGUGCUGGAGAACGACCUGCUCGGAGAAAUUUCGUGGCAGCAUAUAGGACCGGUAGGGACAAGGGCAUCUCAUUGACCCAUGAAGCCUGGUACGAUAGACACGACGAGUAUCAUAAAUUCUGAGAUCGAGCCUGCAGUGAUAUAUGUACUUUUAUGUGCAUCUCAGGCGCAUGAUUUGGGUGAUCUUGAGAUGGAUGAUGGUCACAGAAUGUCACGCAGCGGGAGUUGUGAAGAACGAGCCGAUGUGGCGCCCUACUGCUGUGUUAUGAGCGGAUUUCGUAUUCAAUCGAUCGUGAGCUGGAAAUCAAAUGCUCAUCUCGGUAAGUCGUUAGACGAAACCAAAUUGUUCAUGAUUGUGGUAAAGUGAGACUGCACGAUUAGGUACCGGAAGAUUGAGGAUAGUUACAUACCCUCGUUCGACGAGCUGCUUCCUCUGUGUAUUACGAUAGCUUUCGAGAGUGGUCCGCCUUCCUCACCACUGCGGAAGCUUUUCGUCCCGCCUGUGAUAGCGUUG